Messenger RNA from Schistosoma curassoni, 743 nucleotides. The record is from the annotation of a GenBank genome assembly. Lineage: Eukaryota; Metazoa; Platyhelminthes; Trematoda; Strigeidida; Schistosomatidae.
GCGGGAUUCUAGUUUUGGUGUGUAUUUGAAUUGCAAUUCAACUUGCAAAAGGUUUAAGACACAGCGGUGUCGAUACCAUGGUUCUAUUUCACUAUGUUAAACAAUUUUUUUAACAUGCUGUGUACUUCAGUAGUGUAGUGAUUGAACGUUGAAAGCAAAUUUGACGACCACACUUGUACUUAUUAAUGUUACAACUUAAAAAGCCGUAAGGGCUUAACAAAUGGGUUUGGUUUACUUUAUCACCAGUCUUUUAAUUCUACCUUAGCAAUGAUCGCACAUUGGAUGCCAUGUAAAAUCGAAGCAAACGGGAUGAAAGCGAAUUCCGAACUUCAAUGUCUAGAAACUUUAAACAAUGAAUCUGGUGCAUUAAGUAAUCAUGUACUAGUUUCGAAUUUCCGCGGUAGGCCAUUACGAGGAUUUCAACUCAGUUUUCCUGACAGUUACUCACCAGUGGUUGUUCACCAUAGUGGUAUCGUGUCAGACGUUGGAACAGAACCAAUAAAAUUUGGGGCUAAGCUCGAUAAAAUAUUCCUAUGGAAUUUGUCUACGCCACCAAGUUUCUCAGACCCUAUACCAUUAUCUCUCACUUGGCUUCAUUUGGCUAGCAUUUUGCAUUCAAGCUCCUAAUAUUCGCUAAUACAUAUUGUUCACACUUUUUGUAUAUCUUGUUAUGAUAACGGUUAAUGUUUUACAUAUCUGUACAACUAAACGAAUGAUGAUCAUACAAGUAUUUCCAUAACUGA